AUGUUUGACUUUUAUAAAGAAUAUGAGUUUACGAAUUCCAAAGAAUCAGAUGACAAAGACGAUAAGAAUGAUUAUAUUGAAACGCUUCAGGCAAUUAUCACUGAAUUAUUCAAUAGAUUCAAUUCGAAUGCACCAGUCAAUGAAUUUCUUCCAGUUUUAUUGGAUUUAAAAGAAUUUUUCAAAGAAAACCAAUCAAAUGACAUGAGGAUAAUCAUUGCCGAAGCCAAAUUAUUUCAAUUUUUAGAAGAAUGUUAUAUUAAGUAUGGACAACAAGGAAAUGAAGCUAAAGAACUUAUACUACGAACAAUAGUAACUGCCACAGCCAAUCUUUACGAGGAUUUAGACUUUUUCAAAAAUUCCAAAUUUUUCACCAUUACAAAAAACGAUUUAUUCAUUCCACAAUUUACACAUCUUAUAAUAAAUGCCUACUCAAACAUAAUUUCAAGCCAAGAUUUCUGCUCAAAUAAAUUUUUUGCUCUUAUUCACUCUUUAAAGUUGACAAUUCCCGAUUUAACAUCGCAAAAUCUUCAAAACAUAUUAGUUAUAAAAAGUAUUAUACAACUUUGCAUCUCUUUAUCAUCACAUGUUCGAAUAUUACAAGAAUGUACUGAAAUUGUCAGUGCAAUGGAGGUUAUUUUAAACAAUAACUUCCCAGAACAGAUAAUCACAAACUGUCUUUACGUUAUUUCCUCGAUUUUAAGAGAUUCUGCAAGUUUUUGCGAUAAUUUUGCAUCAAAUAAUGAAAAAAUCGAAUUUUUCAUUAGUUUACUACAUAAUGAUAAUAAUCAGAUCGUAAAUUACGCAUUAUUGAUUAUAAAAUACAUUUGUAUUUCAGAUCAAUGCAAAUUUGAUUUUCAUCUCGAUCAAUUUUCGUUUUUAUUGACGAAUGAUGAUCAUAAUGUUCAGAGAGACUUAUCUUUAUGUAUAGGAGCAGUUCUGAUCAACAGUAGAUUGAUUUUCAUGAAAGAUCAAGAUAUUUCAAAUUUAUUUGCAGAAGUUUUUAAUUUUCUCCAAGAAUGCAACUAUAUAUGCAAAGUACAGAUCAUGAAAUCAAUCAGAUACCUUCUAGACAACGGAACAAAUGCUCAAAUUUUGCAAUGGAUGAAUUCAGGAUUGCAACAGUUCCUUCCAUUGUUUAUUGAACUUGACCAUGAUAAUGAAUCCCUUGUAUUUCUUCAAAUCAUGAUUAAAAUCCUUCAGACAGUUGAAAAUUUAGAAUUAGAACAAUCAUUAGAAUUUUUACGUUAUCUUGAAGAAAUAGAAUUACCAGAGAAGCUAGAUGAACUGAUGGAAUCAAGUAACAACGCUGUUCUCACUAAAACUGAAAUAGUUUUGGGACAAAUUCAUAAUAUCGAAAUGAGACAAGAAGCUGCUGAAAAGGGAUUAGCUCUUUAG
Trichomonas vaginalis G3 is the source of this 1395-nucleotide messenger RNA. Its product is annotated as armadillo (ARM) repeat-containing protein family. Lineage: Eukaryota; Parabasalia; Trichomonadida; Trichomonadidae. The transcript has a single exon. Bases 1 to 1395 code for a protein of 464 amino acids. The record is from RefSeq and is a predicted model, not a curated record.